UGUUACUGGAACAAAAUGAAACACUUGCCGCGCUUCGAAACAAAGCGCAACGUAAAUAAAAUAGUAGCCAACGAUUUCAUGCUUCAUAUUGAUCCAAUAACAGAUUGGUGUUUCACUUUGUUCGGCGAUUUUUUUGCGUUUCGUAUUCAUCGGCGAAGAGUCAAUACGUUGUUUUUAUGCUCACGGGUUCAAAUCUAAUGCCAACAUUUCGAAUAUUUACAGUUGUGAAUUUGACGAUAAUCGGUAUAUGGCUCUGGGGCAUUGGAAAGAACAAACCCGGAUUGAUGUUAAUUUCAUUGAAUUUUUGGGCGCUUGCACUUUGUCUUUGGUUUGCCAUCAUAAUUUAUGUUAUCUACGAUGGAUUGUCGAAAGAUCAAAUACUAUACGAAUAUCGUGACAAUCAUCUUUACGCCUUGACAGUAUUUUGUGUGAUUUUGUAUUUCGUUGCCAUUUGGAGCUACAAAUCAAUCAAAAGGGAUAUUCAAAGAGAAUCAUGGGAAACUCAACGAUUUGAUGUAGUGUAUUCCGUGGUACCAAUCGAAAAUAAAGGAUGGAAUACAACAACUCAAUGAAAUGAAUCCCAAGGAUCUUGAAAUCGAAGGAACAAAAAAACUAUGUUCGAUGAACUGAUACAAAGAAGAACCAUAAUGAUGAAUACUUUUAAUGUAAAUUUAUUGAAGAAGUUGGUGGAUAUUUUUUUGUUUGAAAAAUAAGUGUAAAAAGCGGUUAUAUCGCGAUUUAAAAUGAACUGAAUGUAUGCCUAAGUUUAAAUUUACCACCUUUAGGUGGUAAAGUUUUGAGCUAUUUUGCUCAAGUCAACUUAUUGACUCGGGAAAAUGUGUUAUUUAUCGUCGUUUGAAUGACUUGAAAAUAAAAUAUAUAAUACAAACAAUCUGACUGUUAGAAUAUUAUGGCAAUUUUCUUCU
Messenger RNA from Sitodiplosis mosellana (orange wheat blossom midge), 926 nucleotides. RefSeq lists its product as uncharacterized. The record is from RefSeq and is a predicted model, not a curated record. The transcript has 3 exons. Bases 177 to 572 code for a protein of 131 amino acids. Lineage: Eukaryota; Metazoa; Arthropoda; Insecta; Diptera; Cecidomyiidae.